AAACACUUCUUUUUUUACCGCGACACUUCCGGUUUGCAGCGGUACAUCCGUUUUAGAAAAUAGAAAACAUUCGAGAAGUGGUGGAAUGGAGAUGCUAAUCAAUCUAUUUCCAUCCGUUUUCGAUCGCUCUGAAAUGUUAAUAAGGCAAUGCCGUUCUCCUGAGAAGUAAAAAAAAUAAAAAUAAAUACCCUCAGCUGCAGUCAUGUUGCCUCUGAAGGACAAGGAUAAGCCUGUUGUCCAGAAGCUGCUGUCGGCGGGCUGCUGCGCUCGCUGUGUACUCAGAUUCUGCUGUGUCCGCGUUCAAGCCGCCUAUCGACGACCCCAACAGGAAAUACUCAAAGAUCUCCAGGAUUUCCUUCACGGUCCAGAAAAGAAUCAAUGUGAUGUGUCAACAGACAACAAGUCCUGUGAUCCAGUUGUUUCAGAAGCUGCUGCAGAUCCACCCAGCAAAAGAGCUAAACUGGAGACUGAUCUGUCAGACGACGGCCAGGCUGAGGCGGCUGCAGCAGCAGCUGCUGCUAUCAUCACAGAGACCCAUUGUGUGUGUGUGGUGUGUUUGGGAGUCCUUCAGGAAUUUAGUGACACUGAUCAGGCCGUGAAGAUCGCAGAGGCUGUGAAGACUGAGAAGUACGAGUUUGACUCCUUGGUGCUGUCUGUCUCUCUGCCCGCUCAGCUCUGUGUCCGUGAGCACUCCUGUUGGCUUCACGUGAAGAAGGAAGUGAGGGAGAAGAGCCCCCUGCUGGACAAAGAAGACAUUGUUCCGCUAAAGGAGGCUUACAAGUGGCUGGUCCAGAGCACCAUUUCCACAGAGCUGGGAGGGGUUUUUGUGGUGACCAAGAGUCCACUAGAGGUCGCAGUGGAGUUUAGCCAUAAUCCAACAGAUUCCGACUGUCACUUUCUAGGGUCGACGUGUCCCGACUGCUUCAAGCCCACCAAGAACAAACAGUCAGUUUUCACCAGGAUGGCAGUGGUCAAAGCUCUGGAGAAGAUCUCCGAGGCCAAAUUUCUCAGACACUACUCUUGUCCACCAACACAGCCGUCCAGCAGCUGUGUUCUUCAGGGCAUCCAGUGUCUGCACCAGUCUGUUUUCAUAGCAGGGAGGUACAACAAGUUCUGCCGCAGCCUACCGCAGACUCCGUGGCUCAUUGACGGAGAGAGGAGGAUGGAGUCGUCGGUGGAGGAGCUGAUCGCAGCCCCCGUCCUGUCUGCAUUCAGAGCCAAUGGUUUUAAUUUCUCCUCAUCAGGCAGAGAGGACGUCGAUGUGCGAACGCUGGGAAACGGUCGACCGUUUGCCAUGGAGCUGCUGAAUCCUCACAGAGCCAGACUGAACGUCCAGGACAUGAAGCAGCUGCAGGAGAGCAUCAACGUGUCGUCAGACAAAAUCAGAGUAAGGGACCUUCAGAUUGUUUCCAGAGAGGCGAUGGGUCGGAUGAAGGAAGGCGAGGAGGAAAAGACCAAAACCUACACUGCUCUAAUCUGGACGAGGAAACCUAUCAAGAAAGAAGACAUUGCCUUCAUUAGUGACAUUAAGGAGCUGACCCUUGAUCAGAAGACUCCUCUGAGGGUUUUGCACCGACGCGCGUUGGCCGUCCGCCAGCGUGUGGUCCACAGUAUGAACACCCGUUUCCUGGACGCCCAUCACUUCCACCUGGAGCUGAAGACUCAAGCUGGGACGUACGUCAAAGAGUUCGUUCACGGAGACUUUGGACGCACCAAACCCAACCUGUGUGACCUGCUGAAGAUGGACACUGACAUCCUGGAGCUGGACGUGGAGUCUGUAGAUGUGGACUGGCCGCCUUCUAUCCAAGAGUGAGAGCUGCUGCUGCUGCUUCCACCUCCACCACCUCAGCCUGGACCAGAAGUUCUGCCCUGACAAGGACGGAGGAGGUUCCUUAUGUUGACGUGAUCAUGGAAAACUCCCAGACCAAACUGCUGCUGAUUUGAUCAGGACGCUACAGAUCAAACACUUCUCGUUACCUUCCCCUUUUUGCUUAGAAGCAAAAUAAGUCCUCGAUUUGUCUCACAGAGGGACAUCUUCUGUCAUGUUUCGUCCACUCUGGAUUGUGAACUAAAUACGUUUUAAAGAAUUGAAAAAGA
This is a messenger RNA of Cynoglossus semilaevis (tongue sole), 2097 nucleotides long. It is a transcript of the gene pus10, whose product is annotated as pseudouridine synthase 10. The transcript has 18 exons. Gene Ontology annotation, biological process: tRNA pseudouridine synthesis. NCBI's taxonomy places the organism in Eukaryota, Metazoa, Chordata, Actinopteri, Pleuronectiformes, Cynoglossidae. Gene Ontology annotation, molecular function: RNA binding; pseudouridine synthase activity. Bases 203 to 1813 code for a protein of 536 amino acids. The record is from RefSeq and is a predicted model, not a curated record.